UGAUUGCGAGGCAUGAAAUCGCUGUCAUACACAAGCUAGCGCAGCUGUCGCGUAGAUCUCCUGGGGGUUUCUGUUCAGCCACAUUAAUCCUAGUGAGAUUUUAUUGGAUGUUAGUCGUUGCGGAGUAACUUUUAUCUCGCCUAUAGAUAUAUAGACCUACCACAUCGGAGAGAGCAGGAUGGAGUGGCAGCCAGACGAGCAGGGUCUGCAGCAAGUGCUGCAGCUGCUGAAGGACUCCCAGUCCCCGGACACAGCCACCCAGAGAGCCGUGCAAGAAAAACUGGAGCAGCUUAACCAGUUUCCAGAUUUCAACAACUAUCUGAUUUUUGUCCUCACAAGUCUCAAAUCUGAGGAUGAGCCCACUCGCUCUCUGAGCGGUUUGAUUCUGAAGAACAAUGUAAAGGCUCACUACCAGAACUUCCCUACUAACGUGGCUGACUUCAUCAAACGGGAGUGCCUGAACAACAUCGGGGACCCUUCACCACUUAUCAGAGCUACAAUCGGCAUUCUGAUCACCACCAUAGCCUCUAAAGGAGAGCUACAGACAUGGCCCGAGCUGUUGCCUCAACUCUGUAAUCUGCUCAACUCUGAGGACUACAACACUUGUGAGGGGUCUUUUGGAGCGCUGCAAAAGAUUUGUGAAGAUUCAUCAGAGCUGUUGGAUAGCGAUGCUCUGAACAGACCUCUCAACAUCAUGAUCCCUAAAUUCCUCCAGUUUUUCAAACACUGCAGCCCCAAAAUCCGGUCUCACGCGAUAGCUUGUGUGAACCAGUUUAUCAUCGGUCGGGCUCAGGCCUUAAUGGAUAACAUCGACACCUUUAUUGAGAGCCUGUUUGCGCUGGCCGGCGAUGAGGACAGUGAAGUACGGAAGAACGUGUGCAGGGCUCUGGUCAUGCUGCUGGAAGUUCGCAUCGACCGCCUCAUCCCACACAUGCACAGCAUCAUCCAGUACAUGCUGCAGCGGACCCAGGACCCCGAUGAGAACGUGGCUCUGGAGGCCUGCGAGUUCUGGCUGACGCUGGCUGAGCAGCCCAUCUGUAAAGAGGCUCUGUCUGGCCACUUGGUUCAACUGAUUCCUAUCUUGGUCAAUGGGAUGAAAUACUCAGAGAUCGACAUUAUACUUCUAAAGGGAGACGUUGAGGAGGACGAGACUGUUCCAGACAGCGAACAAGACAUCAAGCCUCGCUUUCACAAGUCCCGUACAGUCACCCUGCAGCACGAGGGAGGGGAGGGCGAGGAGGGAGAAGACAUCGACGAAGAUGAAGAUGACGAUGACGAUACGUUGUCUGACUGGAAUCUACGGAAGUGUUCAGCUGCAGCUCUGGAUGUUCUCGCCAACGUGUUUCGUGAGGAGUUGCUUCCCCAUCUCCUACCUCUGCUCAAAGGCCUGCUUUUCCAUCCUGACUGGGUCAUCAAGGAGUCUGGCAUUUUAGUUCUGGGGGCUAUUGCUGAGGGCUGCAUGCAGGGUAUGGUACCUUACUUGCCUGAGCUCAUCCCCCACCUCAUCCAGUGCUUAUGUGACAAGAAGGCCUUGGUCCGCUCCAUAGCCUGCUGGACGCUCAGUCGCUACGCUCACUGGGUGGUCAGCCAGCCCCCUGAUGCUCACCUUAAACCCCUCAUGACCGAGCUGCUCAAACGCAUCCUCGAUGGCAACAAAAGAGUGCAGGAGGCAGCAUGCAGCGCCUUUGCCACCCUGGAGGAAGAAGCAUGUACAGAGCUGGUGCCUUAUCUGAGCUUCAUCCUGGACACACUAGUGUUUGCUUUUGGGAAGUAUCAGCACAAGAAUCUGCUCAUCCUCUAUGAUGCCAUUGGAACGCUGGCAGACUCGGUGGGACACCAUCUCAACCAGCCUGAGUACAUACAGAAGCUGAUGCCUCCGCUGAUAGCGAAAUGGAACGAACUGAAGGAUGAGGACAAAGAUCUCUUCCCUCUGCUGGAGUGUCUGUCAUCUGUUGCCACGGCGCUGCAGAGCGGCUUCCUCCCGUACUGUGAACCUGUCUACCAACGAUGCGUCACGCUCGUCCAGAAGACCCUGGCUCAAGCCAUGAUGUACAGCCAGCAGCCAGACCAGUAUGAAGCGCCUGACAAGGACUUCAUGAUUGUUGCGCUGGACCUUUUAAGCGGCUUGGCUGAAGGCCUUGGGGGGCACGUGGACACGCUCGUCGCUCGCAGUAACAUCAUGACCCUCCUGUUCCAGUGCAUGCAGGAUACGAUGCCCGAGGUGAGGCAGAGUUCGUUUGCUCUGCUGGGUGACUUGACCAAGGCUUGUUUCCCUCAUGUCAAACCAUGUAUCGCUGAAUUCAUGCCAAUCCUUGGAACAAAUCUGAACCCAGAAUUCAUCUCUGUCUGCAACAAUGCUACCUGGGCCAUAGGAGAGAUCUGCAUGCAGAUGGGAGUGGAGAUGCAGCCGUACAUCGCAAUGGUUCUAACCCAGCUGGUUGAGAUUAUUAACCGACCAAACACGCCUAAAACCCUGUUGGAGAACACCGCCAUCACCAUCGGCCGGCUGGGCUACGUGUGUCCUCAGGAGGUUGCUCCCAUGCUGCCACAGUUUAUCCGGCCCUGGUGUACAUCUCUGCGCAACAUUCGAGACAACGAGGAGAAAGAUUCGGCCUUCCGUGGGAUUUGCAUAAUGAUCGGUGUGAAUCCCGGAGGUGUGGUGCAGGAUUUCAUCUUUUUCUGCGACGCUGUGGCCUCCUGGGUGAAUCCGAAAGACGAUUUAAGAGACAUGUUCUACAAGAUCCUGCAUGGUUUCAAGGAGCAGGUCGGAGAGGAAAACUGGCAGCAGUUUUCAGAGCAGUUCCCCCCACUGCUGAAGGAGAGACUGGCAGCUUGCUACGGUGUUUAGAUUCUCUACACCCACCCAAGAGGUGAGCCAGCAGGAGGAGGGUGAAUGGGAAACUCAUCCAUCUGUGUAUUGCACUGCCCUGAUCUGGGGGGAGGGAGAGGGACGCUUUUGGCCGCUCCCCCUGAUGGACGGCCCCCACGCCCUAUGUGUUUGUCCAUAGAGGGAGGGUGGGCGGGUGGGAGGGAGGGACAGGGGGGACACCUCUAGAUAAACUAGGCAGGGACCCGACACAGAAAAUAAAAACUAACUGGUAGGGACAGAUACAGAGAGGAGGACACACGGGAGAGUCGGAGGGACAGGACAAGUUGGGAAAUAGAGCAGCGCAGAGAAAGUUCAGGGAACGAGAGGGAGGGAAAAAGAAGCUACAGAAAGGUCUGUUAUUUGGCUGGGAGGACAGGGACAGUUGAGAUUUUAAUAGGAUUCUUAAACUUGAGGGUAACUUAGCUUCACCGACAGACAAACCAACCUACACGGACUGACGCACGUAAAACUUGCACAUGCUGUACAUGCAGUACAGGGAACAGACUGUGGGUGGCACUAUAAUUUAGACUUUUUGAGAGCUACUACUUGUAGUUAGGGACAGACAGGUGUUUAAAACUCCUCAUCAUCUGGGUAAUAACUUUAUGUUCCGGGGAAUAGGAUUCAGUAUCAACGACUUCAUCUGUACUCACUGAAUUCUACUUAAUUGUAACGUAAUUUCGCUUCUCCAGUGUUUCCUACCUUCAUUUUUGACCAGAGUGCUGCUUCUCAGAGCUAUCCACCUUUCACACAUUUUGCUGUUGCAUUUUCUACCUGAUCAAACGACAGAGCAAGUGUCUUUCCUUGUGACUUCACAGAAACCAUUCCUCUUGGAAGGGAGGAUUAGGGCUAACACAUCUGUUUUCUCACCAGAGUUGGAGGAAAACGUACAAAGAAAAUCGCGACCUUAGUCAUGUCUUUGAGGUUCAGCGUGUUUGUGUGAGUGGCUGUGUGCUCGUGCAGUUCGUAAAUCCUUACUUCGGCAUUCUGUGUUAACGGUGUAUGAAAUACGUGUCGUUUUUGAUAUGGUACCGAGCUAAAACUUGAUUCCCAUUGCAAUGUCCUUGGCACCUGUUAACUGUGACCAAGUGUUUUUGUGUAUAUGUGUGUAUGUUUAUGUGUGUGUGUGUGGUUGUGUGUGUGUAUAAGUGGGCACGUGUGAGUGAGUGUGUACGUGUUUGUCCGCAUUCGUACUGAUAUCCAUUUGAUGCCAUAUUGAUAUCUUUAGUAAAAAAAACAAACAAAAAACAGUGAUUGGCAGUGUCAUUGUGAUCUUUAUCAUGUUUUAUUGUCUUUUUUUUUUCGCUGCUACUGAUGUUUUUUGUUUCUAUAGUGGACUUAAAUUCACGUACUUAACACAAUAAUUGAAUUAAUUCUAUAUUCAGUGACUGUUGAGUUGUUUUUUGCACUUUUUAUUUUAUUUGGUUUUCCUUUCUUUUUUAUUUGUAUGGUAUUUUUUUUAACCUCACCCAUAUGAUAUGUCUUGACCCUAAUGUCAGUGUUUGUCAUACUGUGUUGCACUGUGAAAUUAAGUGUCUUUGACUGGCAAAAAUAUCCCAAUACUAAAUGGCAAAUAAAAACAACUUUGUGAAA
This is a messenger RNA of Cololabis saira (Pacific saury), 4459 nucleotides long. RefSeq names its product transportin 2b (gene tnpo2b). Bases 179 to 2848 code for a protein of 889 amino acids. Gene Ontology annotation, molecular function: small GTPase binding; nuclear import signal receptor activity. Gene Ontology annotation, cellular component: nucleus; cytoplasm. Gene Ontology annotation, biological process: protein import into nucleus. The transcript has 24 exons. Lineage: Eukaryota; Metazoa; Chordata; Actinopteri; Beloniformes; Belonidae. The record is from RefSeq and is a predicted model, not a curated record.